CAUUGCUCAUAGAGAUGCCUUACAAAACAUGCGUAUUAGCGAAGACAAGGAAUUUUUGAUUCUACAAAGGCAAAAAGGUCGCCCUGGUAGCAUGGCCGGUGUUGACAUGGUAUUGUAUCGGCGACAAAACAGAGCAGAUCACCGCAUUGAGAAAGAAAUGUCUAGAAAAAGGAAACAUCAACAAAUGUCGGAAGUGAAUCUCGAACUCGAAGACGAUUUUGGUAUGGACUAUGAAGAAGAUAUUGGUGACAGUGAGCCUGAAGUAGCGGAAACCAAUGUGAAAAAAAAUACAAAACAAACUGCUUCAACUUGUAUUAACAGGGGAAGAAAACAUUUUAUCACACCGCGAUUGCUUUCAGCACUUGAUAGCGCCAAAGUAAGCGAUGGAAAGGCGAUGCACAUUCUGAUGGCGACUGCAGAAGCAUUGGGCCAUUGCACUAGCGACUUGGUAGUCAAUCGUUCUACUCUACAUAGACUGAGGGAAGAGCAUCGCAGAAAAGAAACACAGAGGAUUCAAGAGAGUUUUAUUGACAAACUAAGUGAUACACAAGCAAUGGUCGUCCACUGGGAUGGUAAAGUAUUGCCAGAUCUAAUUGGAAAAAUAAAAGUUGAGCGAAUUGCAGUGCUUGUUAGUUAUAAUGGCGAAUCCAAAUUUCUAGGCGCUCCAAAACUUAUAUCUGCCACUGGUGAAAAUAUAGCUACAGCCGUUUUUGAUACACUUAGUAAAUGGAAUAUUUUAGAUCGCGUAGAAGGCAUGUCUUUUGACACCACGUCCACUAAUACUGGUCCAACGAAUGGAGCAUGCGCUCAAUUGCAACGCAUGUUAGGAAGAAAUUUGUUGACGUUACCAUGCCGUCACCACAUUCUAGAAAUAUACUUACGUAGUGUAUUUGACCUGCAUUUCAAAGUGACUCAAGCACCCGAAGUCUCAAUUUUCGAGAGAUUUGCCAAAGCCUGGCCAAAUAUUGACACUUCAUCAUUUAAGAGUGGGCUCGACUGUGAAGAUAUAAAAUCUCAUAUAAGUGAUGGCAUCUGCAAUGACAUCAAACAAUUUUGUCAUUCACAAUUACAAAAAACUUUUGUUCGUGCUGACUACGAAGAAUUUUUACGUCUAGUACUUACAUGCACGUUGGAUGUCAAAGGGGAUAUAUUCCUUGAAAAUAUUUCUUUUUCGUGAUCAAUUUCACUUGAGUAAAGCUGAAUUAAAAGGUUUAAGUCACAUUUGCGUUUUUUUAGUACGUUUAUAUAUAAAAGCUUGGUACAAAUGCUCUAAUGCAAUUACCUCUCCCCUGCAUGAUUUAAACUUUGUAAAAGAAUGUAUUAAUUAUGAAAAAGUGAACCCAAGUAUUUCUUCGGAAUUGCUGAGAAAAAUGCAACAACACAUGUGGUAUUUGUCAGAGGAAAACGUCGCAAUGGCUUUCUUUGAUUUCAAUGUUUCUGUAGAUGUUAAGAAAAAAAUGGUAAAAAAUUUAAAAUCAGAAGAGCCAACUAUUAAACUACAAAACAAUCGCAAAAUAAAAAAAUUAAGUGACUUAGGCAAUUCGGAUUUAAGCGAAUUUGUAUCCAAAAGAACUUUAACAUUUUUUAUGAAGUACAAGUUGUCAACCAACUUUUUGUAUUUGGAUCCAGAGUCUUGGGAAACAAACGAGGAAUUCCAAAAUGGUCGCACAAUAUGCCACAAAUUGCUUGUUACUAAUGAUACAGCGGAAAGAGGUAUUAAAUUUAUAAAGGAUUUCAAUACUAUUCUUACAAAUAAAGAAGAAGAAAAACAGUUCCUCCUUCAAGUUGUUGAAGAAUACAAAAAAAAUAUAAGUCCUAUAAAAAAUCGGAAUUAAUUUAAGUUUUAAUAUUUCUAGAUGUAUUAAAUAAAUUGAUAUGAAUAAAAAUAUUUCCUUUAAGUAGUAGUUUUAAGUUAAUAUAAUGCA
This is a messenger RNA of Bactrocera neohumeralis, 1925 nucleotides long. RefSeq lists its product as uncharacterized. Bases 29 to 1177 code for a protein of 382 amino acids. Lineage: Eukaryota; Metazoa; Arthropoda; Insecta; Diptera; Tephritidae. The record is from RefSeq and is a predicted model, not a curated record. The transcript is spliced from 3 exons.